AUGUUUGAGCAGCGAAACACAGUUCAUGAUGGUUAUGAAUAUGUAGACGAAGCUUCCAUUGAUCCUGAGCUGAUCUGUAGUAUUUGUCAUCAACCUUUUCAAGAUCCACAAUAUACUCCAUGUGAUGACACAUUUUGUCGUCGGUGUAUAACACAAUGGAUGCGAACUCAAAAUACAUCUUGUCCGAGUUNUUUUCGAGGAUAUUCCGCUUUGCUCAAGCGCAUCGAUAUUUUCUUGUAUUAA
This is a messenger RNA of Adineta ricciae, 243 nucleotides long. Lineage: Eukaryota; Metazoa; Rotifera; Eurotatoria; Adinetida; Adinetidae. The record is from the annotation of a GenBank genome assembly.